UAUCAUCUUUGUUGGGAAUAUUGGUCGACUUUAAACUUUGAAAGACUACAGCGCUGAUAAAAAUGCUCUUUUUGCUGUAUUUGUCGUCAUGCUUAACAGUCAUCAAUGCAGGUUCUCACUCACUGAUGGCUUUUGCGACAUAUGCUGUUGGGCAGACCCCAUUUCCUGAAUUUAGUGUUGUACUGAUGCUGGAUGAUGUGCAAAUAGCGUAUUAUGACUCAAACGCAUUGAGUGUUUUUUAUCGCAGUUUUACUGAUUCAAAGUACUUUGACGAAGAGAAAAGUGAUGCUGAAGUUAUAUUUCGUCAUAUGUAUAGCAGCAUGAAAGAGAGAGCAUCAUACCUGAGGCAACACCUGAAUCACACAAAUGGUGUAGAUGUUCAUCAGAGACUGGCUGGAUGUGAACUAUUAGACAAUGAUAAACCAGGUCUACUUCAGACAUGGGAUGCUUUCAAUGGACAAAAUGUAGAGGAGUUCACCUUUAACAUAGAGAAAGAUGACAUUCAGAUGAAAAUGCCAUGGAUGAUAACAUGGGAUCAACUACAUCAGCUGCAUGUUAAGUUUUUGUAUGAAAACAUUUAUCAUCCUGUUUGUAUUAAAACAUUGCAGAGGUACCUGAACAUGGAGAAAAACAGUGUGAUGAGAAAGGUUAAACCUAGGGUCAGACUUCUGAAGAAGACCCUUAAAGACACUGAUGAGGUCCAGAUCACAUGCCUGGCAACUGGAUUUUACCCCCGUCACAUGAACUUGACCCUAUUCAGGGAUGGUCAGGCUGUGGAUGACGUCCAGAUUACUGGAGGAGAACUUCUGCCCAAUGUAGACGGGACAUAUCAGAUGAGGAAGAGUUUAGUGAUCAGUGCAAAAGAACUACAUGAGAGACACAACUACAACUGCACAGCAAAGCAUCUCAGCUUAGACAACAAACUCGACAUCACAUUUGAUGUUGCAGAAGUCGGCCUGGGAUCAUCCAAAUUCUUUAUAGUUGUCAGUGUGUUGGUGUUAAUAGGUGUGGCUGUUCUCAUCAUAACUGCAAUCAUCAAGUGGAGAAAGAGACAUGCUAAAGGGCGAGGGACCUUACAUAGUACUUACUCUGUCACUCCAACUUCAUUGAAUGAACCUGGAGAGUGACUGGCAAGUGUAUGGCAACAAAGUUAGAGUAUGUUCAAUGUACACAAGAUGCAACACAAAACACUAAACCCAUGUAUGGCCUGAAAUCAUAUUAUUUAAGAACACUAUCU
This is a messenger RNA of Paramisgurnus dabryanus, 1237 nucleotides long. Lineage: Eukaryota; Metazoa; Chordata; Actinopteri; Cypriniformes; Cobitidae. The record is from RefSeq and is a predicted model, not a curated record.